Messenger RNA from Trichomonas vaginalis G3, 652 nucleotides. Its product is annotated as organellar and viral DNA polymerase type B. The record is from RefSeq and is a predicted model, not a curated record. The transcript has a single exon. Lineage: Eukaryota; Parabasalia; Trichomonadida; Trichomonadidae. The annotation marks the transcript as partial.
AUGUUAGCAACAACUUCACCAAACUCUUUAGUCAUGAAUCCAACAUCUAUGUUAGUAGAGAUGAAAAGCUUCAUUCCUUCUUCAUAUACUUUCGAAACAGAAAUCCAGAAGAUAAAGCAAGAACUUCUCCAAGGAGAUUUAGACUGUAGUGCGAAAGAUGAAACAAAUGAACAGUAUCUUUAUGAAAUGCAGGACCUGGUGGAACAUCUACCUAAACUUCCUGAAAUACAACAACAAAAGCUCACUAUUCCUGAAUUCGAUGAAAUAGAAGUGAAACCAACUGACUCGGUAGAAAUAAAGAAGUUCAUUCGUAAGGUAAACUAUGAGUUUCUUGGAUUUCAUUGCAACCACAAAGUCAUGGACAAAGAUUGCGACAUGGUAUAUUUCAUUGACAUAUAUAAAUCUGAAGAAUUUAAGACCUACGACAACUUUGUUUCGUUAGUUGCAAAAUGUGUAUGGCAGAUAAGAGAUAAAGAUAGAAGAGGUAAAGUAUGGAACGGACAAAUAAAACCCGCAACUUUUGAGUUAAAGAAAACCAUUUACGCCUUAGUUGUUUUAGCAGGUAAGGUUUCAAUGUACAAUGCUAAAAUGAACCCACAAUGUUCAAAAUGUAAAGCAGCAAUGAAGAAAUAUAACUACUCCGUCAAAGAGA